GCGCACAUAUUCAGUUGUAAUGGCAAAUAAAAAUGGCUACUUAUAACGUCGGUUAUGUUAUAAUUUAUGUUAGCUUAUUGCAACUUAUAUUAGGAGCUGAAGUUUUCCCCAGGUUUAAACCUUAUAAAAUAAAUAUUAAAAAUGUGUCUGGUUUAUUUGACUAUACGCAAUAUCAACCCUUCAACAUGAUAGAAAAAGAGUUGCAUAAAAUUACGAAAAGUCAACUAAAAAGCGUCAAAGUUAAACUUUUUAGUAUCGGAACAACUUUUGAAAAUAGAAGUUUAUGGGCGUUAAAGAUUGAAGAAAAAGAUACAAGAAAAUUAAAAAAAAAUAUUGUUAUUGAUUGUGGAGCACAUGCAAGAGAAUGGCUGGCCCCAUCGACAUGUAUGUACAUAAUUAACAAGCUAACUUUAGAACAUCCAUCGUUAAAGAAUACUAAACUAAUUAAACGUUUCAACUGGAUUAUAAUUCCUGUUUUAAAUCCGGAUGGAUAUGCGUAUACAUGGCACAACCAAUCAACUAGGUUAUGGAGAAAAAAUAGAUCCUUUACUGCAAAACAGCUUAAGUUUAGAAAAGAAAAAAACGACGAAUUGUGUAUAGGCGUAGAUAUAAAUCGAAAUUUUGAUGAAGAAUGGGGAGGUGUAGGAGCCCCUGCAAAUCCUUGCUUUGAAAUGUAUGCAGGAGACAAACCUUUUUCAGAAAAAGAAUCAAUUGCAUUGUCUAAUUUUUUGAACACCACAAUAAAUGAAACAUUGGCAUACAUUAGUUUGCAUGCGUUUGGAUUAUCAUGGAUGACACCAUGGGGAUUCAAAAAGCAGUUACCCAAGUCAUUUAACGAAAUGAAAAGAGUUGCACAAAUUGCAGUGAAUGCAAUGAAAAAAUUGUCUGGUGUAAAAUAUUCUAUCGGCACAUCUCAUGAUAAACUUUAUCCGAAUUCCGGAAGUAGUAUUGACUGGGCACAUAGCAAAUUGCAUAUACCAUACACUUAUUUGAUAGAAAUGCUUCCAGGAAACAACAAGACUUCUUCUAUAGAUAUGUCUUCUUUUAUGCCUCCUCCUAACAUGAUGGUACAAAAUGCCAAAGAUAUCUUAGAAGGAUUGCGUGCAAUGGCUAUAUCUUUAUUAACACCAAUAUGAAUGUGAAAAUUUUUUUCAUUUCAAAUGUAUUAAAAUUUAGUUAGCCAUUUUUAAAAUUUUAGCUUAAUAAAGCCAAAAAUAAUCUAAUAUAUUAUCUAAUCAGUAAAAAAUCUAUAAACCUUUCGUAUGACAUAUUAGUACUCGAAUAUUUAAUUAUGAUUUUAUUUUA
Hydra vulgaris (swiftwater hydra) is the source of this 1305-nucleotide messenger RNA. RefSeq names its product carboxypeptidase B. The record is from RefSeq and is a predicted model, not a curated record. NCBI's taxonomy places the organism in Eukaryota, Metazoa, Cnidaria, Hydrozoa, Anthoathecata, Hydridae. Gene Ontology annotation, biological process: proteolysis. Gene Ontology annotation, molecular function: metallocarboxypeptidase activity; zinc ion binding.